AUGGAGUUUUGGUUGGAUUUCAGGAUUCUGUCUGCUACAUAUUCAAUGGCUUUGGAGAGUUUCAGUUCUUCAAUGACAGCAGAUAUGACAGGGAUCAAUGGUGGUAAUCCGAGAAGAAACUCGUUAGCCGGGUCGACAAACACCAGAGAAAGGGCUCCGUCUCUCUAUCGGAGAGCUUCUAUCGGUACUUACCACGAUUUCUGCAAACCUGGGAAGGAACACGAUGAACCUGAAGAGAAGGUUAGGCUUCCUUUUCCAAAGAGAAUUAUAAAGAAGCCGUCGGAUGAGCCGAGUUUGUUCGGGAGCUCAGACUCGCCGCAGCGGAAGAAGACAACACCGAUUAGGACCAGAUCUCUCCCCUCUAAGGUCACCGAGCUUCGGACAUCGACCGACUUGCCGGACGGAAAUAAGCCUAUCGUAAAAGAAAAGGCAUCAGUUGCGAAGCUCAAGUCCAAAUAUGCUCCCAAUUCCGGAAGUCAUUCCUGUGAUACCUCUGAUGUUAUUAACCCUGAGGUGCCUACGAACUCUUCGAAUAAAAACAAAUUUUCGACCAAGUUGAAAUCCGACUUAUCCGAUGCCGGUAAAGUCAUGCCGCAGGACGGAUCAUCGCGUUCCGGGAGAGUACAAGUCCCUUCAAAGAAAGUUCCAUCAAAGGCUAAUGAGGAAAGCCUUUUGAAACGCCCUGCAACUUCUUCGAAGCCAAAAGCUCGGGCCGAAAAGCUUCUUCCUGCCGUUCCAUCCGACGUUAUAAGCGCCCGGAGACAGGGCGGAACCGGUGACACGAAGAAGGGGAAAACAACUGCAACUUCCAAAGUAACCUUAGAGGAUCUUUCUGCUUCACGAAGAGCUCCGUUGUCCCGAAGAGCUUCUCUUUCAGGGAAGAACAGGAACUUAAAAGUAGUGCUUCCACAGAAGAGUCGGAACGAGCUCGAAAACGAUAAAACCGAGCAGCAAAUUCUCGAUGAACACGUCGGAAGCAACACCGACACCAUCAACGAGAAAACGCUGUAUGUUAUCAAAUUGGAGACGGAAAAUGUAAUGUUGGAAUCAGAUAAAAAUGAGAACUGUGCUGCUGAAGUGUCCCCAAACGUUCAAGAUGAGCCCGAGUCUACCGCGACCGAAGCCAAACACGACUCGGACUCCGCAUUCAACAAUGCAGUACACAUGGAAGAAACAGACACUUCCGACGAUAGCCAACCGGUGAGAUUAUCGUUCCGGAGAGGGACGAUCAUCGACAUCGAGCCGGACGAUCAUUGUCCGAUGCAGCUCAAGUUCAGGCAAGGAAGCGUCGAAUGUGACACAAAUGAUGGACCGAUUGACGAAAAGGUUGUUUUAAGGCACCACGACGUGCCGGGGAAGCAAGACGGACAGGGUCUGUUCAAUAACAUCAUCGAAGAAGCCGUGAAUAAGCUCGUCGGAGCCCGGAAAAGUAAGGUGAAGGCGUUGGUCGGUGCGUUCGAAACCGUGAUCAACCUCCAAGACACGAAGCCGUCGUCGAACGGCGUCUAG
Molecule: messenger RNA, 1509 nt
Organism: Hibiscus syriacus
Lineage: Eukaryota; Viridiplantae; Streptophyta; Magnoliopsida; Malvales; Malvaceae
Exons: 1
Coding region: 1-1509 (502 amino acids)
Molecular function (GO): calmodulin binding
Source: RefSeq, a predicted model, not a curated record